CUCUGCGAUGGCUUCCCCGCAGGCGCACAAACGGCUGGUGGGAAGCUGAUCCGUGGGGACCGCCGGGGCCGGCUUGCCUGCUAGAGCUCCGGACUCUGCGCUGCGUGCCGCCAGAUUAUUUAUAUUUAAAAUACACAGAAAUGAAAAGAAAGGUAGCAAAUGCUGCCAAGCUGAGAUUGAGUCCUAAUGAGGAAGCCCUCAUCUUGAAGGAAGAUUAUGAAAGACGACGAAAACUAAGAUUGCUACAGGUUCGAGAACAAGAAAGAGAUAUUGCCUUACAGAUACGAGAAGACAUAAAACAGAGGCGAAAUCAGCAAUUUACUCGUUUAGCGGAGGAGCUAAGGGCAGAAUGGGAGGACUCACAAACUCAGAAAAUACAGAACUUGGAAAAACUGUAUUUGGCAAGUUUAAGAACUAUGGGAGAGGGCCAUCGACAGGCCAAAGAAAAUGAACCUGACUUGGAUGCUUUGGCACGACGGGCAGCAGAAAGGAAAAGAAAAGCACAAAUGAGACAUAAAGAGGCCCUAAAGCUACAGAAAAAUCAAAAAGAAAUACUAGCAAAAGAAAAAACCUGGCAUAUACAAGCUCGAAAGGAAGCCCUCCUUGUGGAAAAAGAGAGAUCUGCCAAAAUUGCAAGUCUGCCACCUCCUCCUCCAACUCUUUUUGAGAGCAUUGAUGUAAAAAGAACAUCCGCAGUAAAGCCCAGUAGUUCCACCUACCAUCAUAUGUCCACUUUUGUGAGUAGAGAGAAGGACACGAAACAGCCAGAUGCUCAUUUGGCUGCUGAGGAAGAAGCUAAAAGAUUGGACGAACUACAAAAACAGGCAGCACAAGAGAGAAUGGAACAGUAUGAAAAGGCACAUGCACGAGGUUUCCAAGCAAUGCAAAAGAUCCACUUGGCUCAAAAUCAAGAGAAACUAAUGAAAGAGCUCAAACAGCUACAACAAGAGGACCUGGCUCGUAGGAGACAGACUGUAGCACAGAUGCCACCACAACUAGUUGAACUUCCAUACAGACGCAGUGAAAUGAAAGAAGACUGGCAGAGAGAGCUGGAAUUUGCCUUUGAAGAUAUGUAUAAUGCUGACAGGAAGGUGAAAGGAAACCUGAUUUUGCACCUUGAACCAGAGCCUUUGCCUACUGUUACUGAUCAGAUUCAAGAUGAAGAACUGGACCUUUCAGUGGAGCAGGAAGGCUUAGGUGAAACUGAGAACCUUCAAAUGACAGAAGCUAAAAUAAUAUCUAGUGAACCAGAAGUUCCCUUGACAAUGAAGACCAAACAGGUCUCUUCAAAAAUUCUUUUUAAAAAAUUAUUAAAUAAGAUCCGAAGCCAAAAAUCUCUCUGGACAAUUAAGUCCUUGUCUGAGGAUGAAAGUGAAAUGAUCACAACUGUCAAUGAAAUGAAGAGUAAAGCAUCGACUGCUGAAUCAGGAACUGGGCAGGAACAAGAUGCUGAAGGUGACAGACUAACAAUUGAGUCUGGGCCACUUACUAGUGAAGACACACUACCCUCAGACCAGAUAGACUCCAGAAAGGAACAAGAAAUAAAUGAGACUCUGCCUGUCACAACUGUAGCUCAGAGUUCAGUUCUCCUCCAUCCUCAAGAGGAAGCAGCCAGAGUUAGAAUAUCUGCAAGGCAGAAGCAGAUAAUGGAAAUAGAAGAGCAGAAGCAAAAGCAGCUGGAAUUACUUGAACAAAUUGAACAACAGAAGUUAAGAUUAGAAAUUGACUGCUUCAGGGCUCAGCUGGAAGAAGAAAAAAGAAAGAAAACGCAACAGACUGAGGUUGGUGCUGCUACAGUAUCGUGCACUGUGCUUCCUGAUGAAGACAGCCACAGGCAGAUGAUUCGCAAUUAUCAACAUCAGCUUUUACAACAAAAUAGGUUACACAAGCAGUCUAUUGAAACAGCGAGGAAACGGUUACUCGAAUAUCAAUCUAUGUUAAAAGGAAGGUACCCAUCCAUGUCAGCUACAUCAUUAGUAUCAGAUUCUGUUAUUUUGGUACCACCUCAGAAACCCGAAAGACUCACUGCUGUAUCAGAACAUAGGGAUCAAAGUCAGAGACCUAAGUUGAGUCCUAACAAAUAUCAACCCACACAACCCAUACAGAUCUCCAGAUUAGAACAUGAUCCUUUUCAGGUGCAAAAACAAAAUCACUUUCCACAAACACAAGCAGAAAGAACAGAAACAUUAAGCACUCCAGAUGUUUUAGCCAGGCGAUGUUUAGAAUCACAGGAACAUCUAAGGCAAUUCACACAGACUGAAACACAACAACAAAACUAUAAAUCUUCUAAGCCAGAUGAACCUUCUUUAUUUCUGCCACUGCUUCCUCAGCGUUCUUUUACUUCUCUGCCUAUUAAAGUUGAAUCUGGAAAAACCCACAAACCCUGUUCAACCAGGAGCAAAAGUGCAGUUGCAAAAAGCCAUUCUGUAAUCAGCCAGAAUGGGCCUCUGCCAUUCUCAGAGAAUAUCACAGCACAGCAAAAUCAUUUGAAGGUUCUCCAAGAACAGCUAGACCUACAGAAGGAAGCUCUUCAGGCAAGACAGGAAGCUCAGGAACAACUGCUUUUGUGCAAACAGAAACAGUUGGAAGAGCAAAUUGGUUUCUCUCUAUUUCUUCCAUUGGAUUCAUCUGCUUCACUGCCUGGUGCCAAACCUGAAUCAGGGAAAAUUCAGGAACCUCCUCCAUUCAAGGUGGAUACUGCACUUUCCUCAGGUGAUCCUGUGGUCCCACAACUUCAGGAUGGGCAUUUGAGUUUUCCACAGCCUGUUUGUUUACCACAGCAAACUAAUUUUAAAUUUCUGCAAGAAAAGUUGAAUAUUCAAAAGGAUAGCCUUCAGGCUAGGCGAGAAGCUCAGGAAGUACUAGAUAUUCAUAAACAGAGUCAAUUGGAUGGAAGAGUAGAUUCUGAACAGGCUGAGCCCUCCCCUCUCCCAUUUCAGGUAGGUCAGCAUACAUUUACCUCGCCACCUUCUACUGAUAGAAAAUCUAGAAAAAUCCAGGAGCAGUGUUUACCUACGAGUGAGAAAGGUCUUCUCUCAAGCCAGUAUGAAAUCACAAAAUCUCAAGAUGAGUCCUCAAGUUUCCUACAACAGUUCCUUCCUCUCCAUGAUAGUUUGAAAUUGCUCAAAGAACAGCUGACUGCACAAAGGGAUGCUCUUCAGGCUAGGCAUGAAGCUCAAAUGGAAUUACUUUUACAUAGACAAAGGGAUCUGAGGGACAGUAAGUCUGGGCAGAUGAGUUCUUCAUUCUCACCAAUGGUUGUUGGACAUUCUUUUCCUUCACAAGAUUCUUCUGAUGCUGAGUCUAGGAGAAUUCAAAAACCUUAUUUAUCUGAGAAGGAGCAUGUAAGUCCUUCUAGUCAUUUGAUAGUCCCAACAUUCCAGGAUAAAUCUCUUAGUUUGCCACAACAUAGCCUGCCACAGCAAGAUUUGACAGCAUUCCACGAACAGUCACACAUACAGAGGGUAAUACUUGGUGCUGGACAGGAAACUCAACGUAAACAAAGUGUGCUGGAGAAUAUCCGAGGAAAUACACUUGAAGAAACUGACUUGUCUUCCUUCUUACCCCAGUUAGCACAAGCUUCAUCUCCCUCACUGCCUUCUGCUGAGUCUGGUGCAACCCAGGUGUUUCUUUCAACAGAAAGUGAUAAUGAAAUUCCAUCAAGCCAGUUUCAGAUCCCAGAACUGCAGGAUAGGCUUUUGAGAAUAUCACAGCUUAUCCAGCCCCAGCAAGAUAAUUUGAAUGCACUUCAAGAACAGUUAGCUACUCAGAGGGAAGCCAUCUUUCAGCUCAGACAGGAAGCUCAGGAAGAACAACUUUUACAUCGAGAGAGUGAGUGGAAGGGAAGACUAUCUCCUGAGCAAGUUGGCACCUCUUCCUUACCCCAAGUAGCAGAGCAUCCAUUUACUUCAUUACCUCUUACUGUAUCUGAAAGAACCCAAGAAUCUUGUUCAGCUAACAGUGAUUACACAGUCUCCUCAAGCCAUUCUGAAAUGCCAAGAUUACCUGAAAGGCUGUUGGGUUUAUCACAUAGUGUUUUACCUCAGCAAGAUAAUUUGAUUUCACUUCAGGAACAUUUGCAGGCACAGGCAAAUUCCCUUCCUUCUAUUGAAAAAAUCUCAAAAGAAUUUAUUUUGCCCAGACAAGGUAAAUAUGAGGAAAAAGUAUCUAAUGAGCAUUUUAUCCAAACUCACCAUGAUGAUUUGAAGGCACUUCAACAGCAGUUAGAUAUUCAGAGGAAAGCCAUUCGGUCUAGGCAGGAAGUCCAAGAAGAACUACUUUUUAAAAGAUUAAGUAAAUUGGAGAAAAGGGUAUCAUCUGAACAGAUUGGCUCCUCUUCAUUCUUACCCCUUGAUGCACUGCCUUUUGCCAGCUCUGAUAGAACCCAGAAAUCUUUACCAGCUGAAAGUAAUGGUACUCUUCCCUCAAGUCAUCCUGAAAUCACAAGAUCACAGGAUAGGCUUUUGAGUUUAUCACAGCCUAUUCAUCAACAAGGUAAUGUGACAGCACAAUUGGACUUACCUAGAGAAGUGUGUUCUAGUAAGAGACCUCAAGAAGAACUACUUUUAAACAAAGUAAAUAAGCUAAACAAAAGUGAAUCUGCUGAGCAUGCUAUCCCUACGUUUUUCAAGGAAACAGAGCAUUCAUUUAUUCCACUACCUUUUGCUGAAGCUAAAUCUAAAAGCAUAUGUGAAUUGCAUUCAUCUAAAAAUGAACAUGCAGCUCUUCCAAGCGAUUCUGUGUUCCCAAGGUUUGAAGAUAGGCUUUUGAGUUUUUCACAGCCUGUCUUAGCUCAACAAGAUAACUUGGGUCUUCAGAAGCAGUUGGGUUUUGAAAGAGAAGUUCUGCAUUAUAGCCAGCAAGCCCAAGAAGAAUUGCAGGUACAGAGACAAACAGCCUUGCAGCAGCAGAUCCAGAAACAUCAAGAGACUUUGAAGGAUUUCUUUAAAGACAAUCAGACAAGUAAUUCCACAGUUGAAAAUGACUUAAAAAUGCAGAAGAUGGGGCACUUCAGAGAGUGGCUUCCUCAUAUCCAGGACCUUGCAAGCAACGAUCAGGAAAAUAGUCGUGUAGAUGGGAGCAACUCUGAUUAUAAUCAGCUGCUUUCAGAACGUACUAGUGCCAAGCAAAGUGGUGAGCAUUUGGACAAAGAGUUCGGUAGAAGAUCCUCAAAGCCACCUGUAGCAAAAGUUAAAUGUGGAUUGGAGGUAAACCAACAUGAACUUAGUGCUAUACAAGAAGUAGAAUCACCAGCAAGUGUUAGAACUUCUAUACCAGGUAAACCUGACUUUUGUCAAGACAGAGACCCCAUGAGGGUCUCAAUAAGUAGAGAACAAAGUUUCCUUGGGAGCCCACUGGCCUGUGAUCCACUUGCUUGUCUUCAGUCAGUUGCCCAAGACAGUGUCUGUGGUGAUGAACAUGACAAAGCAGUUCAGGUCAAGGAGUCCGAGGUAGAGAAUCAUGCAGUAUUAAGUUUCGCUGUGGAAGAAGAAUAUCCCCAUUUGGGUCUAAUUGUAAAGCCAGAUGAUAAGGCUGAAACACAAGAGAUUUCUCCUGAGCCAAUAUCCUCAGAAACUGUUUCUACUGGGAGCUUUUUGAGUUAUGAAAACAUAGAUUUGAGCCUAACAGAUCCAGAGCACAUGGACUAUAGGGAACAAGAGUCUACCACUGGUAAAGAAGAGAAAACAGGCCAGCUCUCUGCUGUGGCCAGGGAGUGCAGUGGAGGAUGGCUCAAGUGCUUGGGCCCUGCACCCCAUGGGAGACCAGGAGAAGCACCUGGCUCCUGCCUUCGGAUCAGCGCGGUGCGCAGGCCGCAGUGGCCAUUGGAGGGUGAACCAACGGCAAAAACAGUUGACCUUGACUUUCCAGAAUUGGAACACAUUUUUCCACAUUUGCAUCGUCAACUGUUUAGACCCUUAGAACCACAUCCAGAUUUUGGUUUGUCACCAUCAUCCUCUGAGAUUUCUCAAGACAACAGAGACUUUUACCAGGCCUCAGAUUCCUCAUCUGAAAUCCACCGUGCUACUGCAUCAUCCAAAAGAUCACUUUCUUUGACUGCACUGAGGAGGACCAGCUUGCAUUCUCCCAAUACCAGCCUGAACCAGCAGACUCACCCUGACUUGGCUCUCGCUGCAGGUCAGAGUUUUGCUACAGAAAAUACUGAGGAACCUGAACAAUCUUUUCAGCAGCUUCUUCCAGAAUUUUCUUCACAAGAGGAGAGCCAGCAUGUUGAUCUACCAAGUAUUUUUAGUGUGGAAGCUAGAUAUUCUUCUGAGGGCAUGGACAAUCAGAACUACCUCUCUGAAGAACAGACCAAAAUAUUACAUAAUAAGAAGAAAAGUGUUCAUUUCCAGCUAUCUGUAGAAAAUUUAAGUUCAGUCUGCAGUUCAUCUGAUGAGGCUAAUGUGUUUGAUCAGGUGCAUGUACAACAUAGCACACCAUGUGGUUCGACCUCUAGUGAGUGCUCAAUAAAACACCAAUUAGAAAGAAAAGAUAAACUGGGUUUUGAAGAACUAUCAAAAAGAGGGAUUGUUACAAUGUUACAAAGUCAAGAACUCACUGAAAAUGGACAAGAUGAAGCUUAUAGAGUUUUAGCUGUAAAUCCAGAAAGAGAAGAAAUUGAUUCCCAAUUAUGUAUAAGAACAGUGGAAAAGGGAUCUUCACUUCAGAUACCUGCCAUAGUACCCAUUCAAAAUGAAAAAUGUUUUGAGGACUCACCUAAAACUGAAACUCCAGAAACCUUAAGAAACCUAUCUCAACUGGCAAAAUCAGAACGCUUUGUAAGUUCUGGAUCAUUUUCAUUUCAGAGUUGUAUUCCAGUCUGGGAGACAGAAUCUGGCCAUGGGAUAAUGGAAGAACCAGAACUUACUUUAGUAAGCACCAGUGAUAUCAGUGUUGCUGAAACAGAUUUUGCAAACUUAACCCUAGAAGAAAAGGGAGAAAUUGAGGCAAAAAGCUGUUUCCAGGUGAGUGAAUCUCUGCCUCUUGCACCAGAAACAGAAACCGCAGAUCAUCUAGCUUUAUCAGAGUGUUCUACGGAUAAGGAUAAGUCAGCAACAGUUUCUACAGAAAUGCUACUAGAGUUCACUGCUAUACCAGGGAGCUUACAAGAAGCUUUUGUAAAAAGGAAGAAAUCAUUCAUACAACGAUCCUGCCAGAGGCAGAAAGAAAUAAGAAAUAAAACUCAUGUCUCUGAAAACUCUCAGAUAAAGACAGCUAAGGAGAAGCCACCUACAGGUUCAUUUGUAAAUCGCCUAAAGGGUGUGAGUAAAGUUAGAGUAUCAAUUCCUGAGGACAGGAAGACUACACAAUCUCUUAUGCACCAAAGGGCUUUAAGAUUAUACAAUCAAUUAGCUGAAGUGAAACAACAAAAAGAAGAGAAAGCAAAGCAAGAAGCCUUUGCCCAAAACAGAGCAAGGGCAAAAGAAUUUCAUAAGAAAACACUACAGAAACUUCGAGCCAAAAAUACAUGGUGAUUUUCUACAAACCAGUGUAAAGUUUAUUUUUUAUACUGUAUAACAUAAG
Lepus europaeus (European hare) is the source of this 7524-nucleotide messenger RNA. RefSeq names its product centrosomal protein 295 (gene CEP295). Bases 141 to 7475 code for a protein of 2444 amino acids. The transcript is spliced from 31 exons. NCBI's taxonomy places the organism in Eukaryota, Metazoa, Chordata, Mammalia, Lagomorpha, Leporidae. Gene Ontology annotation, cellular component: centrosome; cytosol; centriole. Gene Ontology annotation, biological process: regulation of centriole replication. The record is from RefSeq and is a predicted model, not a curated record.